AUGCCAGAUGAGGUCCAACUAUUCAGGCGUGUCAUCUACAACUACCUCAAGGCGAAGAUCUACCGCCGAACAUCACGCCUCCCGCUACAUACAGCAGCAGAGCGCCAAAUAUGCCCUGACGUCUGCCAGAAUGUUAUAGAUAGCGCAAAGGAUAUGUUCAACAUGCGGUCAUGCAUCCGUGGCACAUGGUCCACAUUCUCUUCGAUACCGCAGUCAUUUUGCUUGAUGCUUGUUGGCAAUAUCGCUCCCAGCUUUUGUUGA
Messenger RNA from Penicillium crustosum, 261 nucleotides. RefSeq lists its product as uncharacterized. Bases 1 to 261 code for a protein of 86 amino acids. The record is from RefSeq and is a predicted model, not a curated record. The transcript has a single exon. NCBI's taxonomy places the organism in Eukaryota, Fungi, Ascomycota, Eurotiomycetes, Eurotiales, Aspergillaceae.